CGUAUAUCAGCAAAUCACAACCCUUCAAAGCAACCACAACUUCCUGUUAGUAUUGAAUCAUGGCGCCUGGAGGUUCGUUUGUGUGGACAGACCGCGAGGUUGAACUACUAUUAAAUACCGUGUUGGAGUACAAAGUUAAUAAAACUCAGGAAAAUGUCGACUGGGAAUCCUGUCAGAACAAGUAUGUUGAUAUUUUAGCGCUUUUUUUAGAGCAUUACCCAACGGAGUCCUCCGACGAGUUUCCCCAUUCACAUGCCGACAUCACGCGCGGGAAUUUAACAACAAAAAUGAAAGCAGUCCGAGGUAAAUAUCGCCAUGCUGUUGAUACAGGACGCAGGAGUGGACACGGUCGAGUGGUUCUUCUGUACUUCGAACUGUGCGAACAAAUCUGGGGUGGCUCUCCAGCUAGUACUACCAUAUCCUCCGGUAUUGAAACAGCUGACCUGGAUCAUUCUCGGACCCUACCCUCACCAUCCACAUCUUCUUCCUCCACUACCAUGGAUGUAGCAGACACAGGGUCUGAUAAUGAAAGCAGUGUGGGUCCUACUUCAAAGGAGAGGAGAGACCUGCUUGAUGCAAAACUAAAAGGACACAGACACGACCGUCUGAGGAGAAAGCUGCCUGCUGAGACCCAGUGGCUGAAUGCUCUUGAGGAAGACCAGCGUGUGAAAAAGAGACUGGUGGAAAUCAUUGAGACAUCAGAACAAAAAGCAUCCGAAAACUAUUCAAAAAUGUCCAAUACACUGGAAAGACUUACCACAUCGAUUGUUGAUGGGUUUUCUCUUCUGAAACAGGUCAUUCAUGCACCUGCACAACCACCACACUACAUGCCAUAUGAGCCAAGAGGUCCGAUGUAUUCGCACACAAUGGCCCACCAUUCUGUCCACCAAAACUCAGCAAAUUACCCAUACCCAAACAACUCCACUUCUGACAGAACACGUCAAAACACAAGACCAGGAAACACUAUGAACACUGAAGCUGUGUUCCACACACCUGCUGAAGCCACUGACCAAUUUUCAUUCAGUCAGGCCCUUUUUAAUGACCAGUAGAGUACUGUUUUAUACAUCGAAACAAGUCUGGUACAGUUAAGUAUAUACAAGUUCCACUUUUGCACAAGGUUGCACACA
Messenger RNA from Nematolebias whitei (Rio pearlfish), 1127 nucleotides. RefSeq lists its product as uncharacterized. Bases 60 to 1049 code for a protein of 329 amino acids. The record is from RefSeq and is a predicted model, not a curated record. The transcript is spliced from 2 exons. Lineage: Eukaryota; Metazoa; Chordata; Actinopteri; Cyprinodontiformes; Rivulidae.